This is a messenger RNA of Symbiodinium natans, 303 nucleotides long. The record is from the annotation of a GenBank genome assembly. NCBI's taxonomy places the organism in Eukaryota, Dinophyceae, Suessiales, Symbiodiniaceae.
AUGAUGCCUGCACUGAGGCCGGCCAGCAUGCGAGACAUCCAGACGUUCUCGGAGUUCCUGCGGCUGAGUCCGGCAAUCCAGGAGGCCUCCAUGAAGAUGUCAGCUGAGGAGCUGACCGCCUUGUGCGAGACGGCGGCCCGUCUGAAGUUCUUCGAUGGCGAGUUGUUCGAGGCGGUCUUCGUGCACAUCAGGUGCCGCAUCCGCUGGGGUCAGUUCGACAUACACCAGGUGACGGCGGUGGCCCAGCACCUUGUGGACUUGAAUGCAAUUGACCCGGACGUCUUCCGCGAUGCCAUCUGCUGA